AUGGAAAGUCUAUUGGAGCCCGUCAAGACCACCCGCAACCUGCAGAAUAGCAUCAAUAACCUCGAAGCCCUGUCGCUAAGGGAACCAGUGCCUGCAUCACGCACAGCCACUGGCAAACCCAAGAUAUCUGUGCUCGACAUCACAACAGAGACCAGCGACAACGCAAGCGAUACAUUUAGUCUCCGUCCAUCGACUGAGACGUCUAUAGGUUCGACAUCUGCAGAGACACAAAAGACGAAUCAUAAGCGUCUCGACUCCACUGCAUUCCUUCGAAAGAGUUACUUGGACAAAGCCCCCCAAGCCUCCCUACCAGAUGAUGCGCUUGAGAUUCUGAAGAAUCAGCCAAAUACUGAAGACCUGGCAGCGGUUCUACAGUAUCUCCAGUAUGGCAUUGAAGGGAGACAUGACUUCAAUAUCCACGUCCCCGGCCCGAAGGCUUCCCAGAUCAUCAACGUACUUGUCACCAUCACCAUCCCUGAUCAAUGGCUUCAUCUGCGACAAUCUACUCUUUCGAGGACAAAUACGCAGCUCAGACGCCUCUCUUCUCUCACCACCAGUCAAGAUCGGUCAGUUAUGGAAGAUACUGUUGCUGUAUUAUCGUCAAUCCUCGCUGGCAACAUGAUUAUAUCAAAAUUUCUAUCCCAUGCUACUAGAACUAUUCCCACAGAUACACAGCGCCGCGUAUUCUGGCAAGAGGCGACAGCUCUACUUGCAGGCAGCAAGAUCCUCACAUCCAUGUCUCAAGUCCUUGCCACGAUUCGGGAUCUGGAUGGGCUAGGAGAGAAUGAGAAAUGGCUUGGAGACGGAAACGAGUACUCAAGAUGGCUUGGAUGCAAUAUUUCGACCGCCGCAAUGAGCAUCAAUGCAUCACCCGGUUCCAAUACUCAAGAGAUGAGCCUUCUCUGCCUGGUUCUGAAGAGGGGGCUUAAUCUUGGGUAUCGUGAUACACUCAUCAGCGAGCUCUACAACUCACUACUGCUUGGUAAACGAGCGUUGUGGACUCCAAUGCACAUGUUGGUCCAGGGUCUCCCAAACUACGACCAAAAGGUUCUCUUUGAUACCGUCCUGCGAGACCUUGCACGGAGAUCUUUCGGAAGCGGAGCAAGUAUUUUGGAACCCAAGGAAUUGCUGAUAAUGAACACCUCCAUUGUUGGAGGAGUGGCAGCCCUGAUCAGUGGACUUGUGCAACACAAUCCCAUUCUAGAAGCGCAUGUUAUCCACUGGCUGACGAGCACGAACGGAGAGUAUGCUGGCCUCGGCCUCGACGCCCGUAGGGCCGUGAUUGCAACCUUGGCAGCGAGGCAGAGCAAACUUGAACAAGUUCUUGAGAGAAGCUUGGAGAACUUUGGGAAUAAAAUGCAAAUUCAGCGCGAUGCCAUCCUGCAGCAGGAGUCGACCGCCCAGAUCAUCAUGCUUGCUUUCGGCUACCUCAAUCGUUUGGAUCAUAGCGCGGCCAAGAAGGUAUCAAGUUCCGGCGUUUUCAUUCGGACAGUUUCCAAUCGACUUUCUGCAUCAAUACCUCGUGCCCGGCUUUUGGGGAUGAUAGUUGCAGUCGCAGUCUCGAGACUAGUAGAUGAGCCGGGAAAGGUCAUGAACUUUGGCGUCGAGGAGAUGGAAGGGGAGGAGGUGGAGCGAUGGUUGAAUUUGGUCAACAUACACGAUGCAGUGGGGAGUUUGGAUCAACUCCUAAAGAAAACGGCCGAGCCCUUGAAAAAGCGCCCAUUACAGGCCACGCCAAAACCUCUGCGUCGCAAACGUUUAGCAGCAGAGUCACGACCUCAAAGUUCUAAGAUCAUGGCCAUUGAAGAACUUCCUGAUUCAGACGGAGAAGAUUCGACUGGGGAAGAGGAGGAUCUACCCCCUUACCCGCCACCAGAUUCCGACCCUUCAGAUUCUGACGAAGAUCCUACACUGGUCAAUCGCAACAAACCCACCCCUCCUGUCUACAUCUCGUCUCUGAUCAAGCAGCUCAACACUGACAACGACCCUCCCGUUGUUGAACUAGCAAUCAAGACUGCUCCUUCGUUGAUACGUCGAAAAGCUAACUUUGGGGACGAAUUGUCAGCGAAUAUCUUCCAACUGGCUUCAUCUCUUGUCAAUUUGCAGGAAGGAAUGUCAAAAGAAGACUUGCAACAAUCCAGACUGGAAGCCGUGAUCGCAUGUCUGGUUGCAAAACCCAGGUUAAUGGGACCCUGGAUCAUUAGCACCUAUUUCGAAGGGGAUUUCUCUUUGGCAACACGUGCAACCCUCUUGACAGCAAUAUCUCUAGGGUCAAGAGAGCUGGCAGGAAUCGACGAUGACAUUGACAAUCCCUCUGCGACCAAAGGUCUACACGAACCCUCAUUCCCGUCGAAUCGAUUACCACCUCGUCUUGAACCGCACUAUUCCUCGGCACCGGUUGACACCAUUUCGACGAACUUGUCUUAUCGCACACUUCAGCCUAUGGCCCUACAAGCGGCCGACAAGCUGACUGGACCAGGUGUGCUCAAGGUCCGAACAUUCUCUUCGCGCAUGGAAGUCGCCGCCAAAACAGCGGCGAAGCUCGAAGCCCGGUCCAAACGCAUUCCAAAGGAUCUACACAAGCUUCUUGCCGAAGCACUGUAUCUACCAAUGUGUUCGCGACUAUCGCUUCUCCUCACCUCACUAGUCACAUCACCUUACCUGGCGAAUUCCACCCUCCUCCACCCCUCAUUGGUGAAGCUAAGCCUGCAAACACUCAUAAUCAUCAUUUCCACCAUAGGUCCUAACGCUCUACAACUCCCUGCGUUGACCCACGAAUCCCUUUUAAUGUUGACAACACUCCACACUCUUCCUGCUCUCGCACACGACCCAAUCAUCCUGCCUCCAAUUCUUCAUUUGAUCCUGACACUGCUGGAUCUCAAUAUCGAAGCUGGGAAAACUUCCGAGGAACGGCUGAUUACAGACUUUGGCCCCAUGUUUGCAGAAUUAGUGUCGUGGACUAGAAGCCUCGGAGAUCACGCUUCAAUCCCUGAAGUUGAUAAUGAUCCUGGAUUGGGAAUGGCAAUGCCCUGGUCUGUCCUUGCAGCAGGGAUACAGGUCAAGUGGCAGGAAGUUGGACGGAAAUUCCAGGACAAUAAACCUCCGACCACUGGAGUCGAGCCUACAAAAUCUGCUCCCGUUGCUGCAGAAUCGGCAAAUAUCACCGAAGCUACAGAUGAAUCCCUUCCGGCUGCGGUGAUCAAUGAAAAGCUCACAGCUGAGACCGGUCCUGCACCGACCGGUUCUGCGCCCGCAGUUGCAGAGACCGCCAAUGCAACCGAAGCAACAGAGGAGGCAUUGCCUGCUGCUGAGACGGGCGAAAAGUUGGCAGCUGAUGUAAAAUCUACACCUUCCCAGUCAGCGACCCUGAGCCAUGCUAGCAUGUUUGACCGGAAGCCCACACUAUACAUUGGCAACUUGUUCUUCGAUGUUACUGAAAGCGACCUCGUCAAAGAAUUCGCUCGUUUCGGACCUGUAACCAAGUGCAAGAUUGUUCGAGACAGCCGUGGCUUGAGCAAAGGAUUCGGGUAUGUCGACUUCUCAACACAAGAGGCUGCAGACGCAGCUAUGGAGCGUCUCAACAUGUCGCUCUUCGAAGGUCGUCGCAUCACAGUCCAGUAUGCUGCGCGCCCGAGCGGCGUACUUGACAACCAGAACGUCGAGCGCAAGCCGCUCAACCCUCCUUCGAAAACUCUCUUCAUUGGGAAUAUGUCCUUCGAAAUGACCGAUCGUGACCUCACGAAUUUGUUCCGUGGUAUCAGAAAUGUCAUCGAUGUCCGGGUGGCCAUUGAUCGACGCACCGGACAACCGAGAGGAUUUGCGCAUGCUGACUUCAUUGAUGUCAAGAGCGCCAUGGAAGCAAUGAAGGUGUUGCAAGAGAAGGAGAUCUACGGCCGGAGAUUGAGAGUCGAUUUCUCAUACUCGUCAGCGAACAGGGCUCCAAGGAACGAUCCGCCUGCUGAGAAUAACUAA
Molecule: messenger RNA, 3972 nt
Organism: Fonsecaea monophora
Lineage: Eukaryota; Fungi; Ascomycota; Eurotiomycetes; Chaetothyriales; Herpotrichiellaceae
Exons: 7
Coding region: 1-3972 (1323 amino acids)
Biological process (GO): protein stabilization; telomere maintenance via telomerase
Cellular component (GO): cytosol
Molecular function (GO): RNA binding; telomeric repeat DNA binding; Hsp90 protein binding
Source: RefSeq, a predicted model, not a curated record